Messenger RNA from Aspergillus clavatus NRRL 1, 855 nucleotides. Its product is annotated as bZIP transcription factor. The transcript is spliced from 3 exons. Lineage: Eukaryota; Fungi; Ascomycota; Eurotiomycetes; Eurotiales; Aspergillaceae. Gene Ontology annotation, molecular function: DNA-binding transcription activator activity, RNA polymerase II-specific; transcription cis-regulatory region binding. The record is from RefSeq and is a predicted model, not a curated record. Bases 1 to 855 code for a protein of 284 amino acids. Gene Ontology annotation, cellular component: RNA polymerase II transcription regulator complex.
AUGCAGCCUACACUAGCUCCAGCACCGCAUCCAAGCAUGCAAACUUCUGCUCAGGUAAGCAGCUUCUUGUCGCGGUUUGUCAUCAAGAUCCACCUGUCACAUCCUCAGCAAGCUCGCCCUCCACCUCCGCCACCACAGCCUCCGCACAUGCAACCCACGACACCGGUUGCACGCGACCAGAAUAACAUUGAUCCUGCCAUUUCGGGAGGAGCGAUGCUGGCCGGGCCCCAGACCCCGCAACCGGACCUGUCGGGCCAGGAGUCUCCCAAAACCUACGGCAAGCGGCCAUUGUCCACCUCCAAGCGGGCUGCGCAGAAUCGUGCCGCGCAGCGGGCGUUCCGUCAGCGGAAGGAAGCACACAUUCGCGACCUGGAGGGGAAGGUGAAGGCAUAUGAAACCAUGGGAGAAGCCAUCAAGGCUUUACAAGCGGAGAACUACCAGCUUCGCGAGUACAUCAUCAACUUGCAGUCGCGCUUGUUGGAUACGCAAGGCGAGGUUCCGGAGCUCCCAGGGAACAUUGAUCUGAGCCAACCGCGGGGUGACAUCCCGGUACCCGCUCCUCCCACAUCAGGAACCAGCACCUCCGCUGUUCCCGUUCCACCUCCAACUGCUCCCCAGCAACCUCAGCCAGCACAGAACCAGGCUUCCGCACCGAAUGAUGACAUGAACUCGUUGAAUCGCAUAGCCGUUGCAGGACUUGGAAUGCGCAAGCCGCCGACGGAAGAAGCAAACUACCUUGGAAACAGCUUCCAACAACAGGCAAGGCGUGUCCGCCCCGACGAUGGCCAACCUGACGCGUCCGAAUUGACCCUGCCCAAGCAGGAACCCACACACGGAUUACCGCUCAUAUCAUAG